Molecule: messenger RNA, 816 nt
Organism: Oppiella nova
Lineage: Eukaryota; Metazoa; Arthropoda; Arachnida; Sarcoptiformes; Oppiidae
Source: the annotation of a GenBank genome assembly
AUGUUAUCUGGUACAAUUGCUGGACAAGACACACCAGACACAACAGUGACUACACCAGUCCUACCCAUUCAACUACAACAAUGCUCAGGGGAAAGGCAGAUAUGUGGCGGUUAUAUCGGUUUUGAAUGCUGUACGGGACAGGGAUUAACGUGUAUUACGAACGCUAUUGGAGUGAAUGCCAGGAAUACCCUGGGAUUCUGUAUGACAAUGGGACCCCUGGGGCAAUGCGGCACUGAAAAUAGCAUAUGCGGUGAUGUGGUCCGUACUAAUUGCUGUAAUGGUCUCAAGUGUCGCAACUUUGACCAAGCUAACUUUGGAAAAUGCAUUAAUGAGACAACUACUUUGGGUGCCAAUAGGAGACCUACAUUGAAUGUCGCUCCGAAAACUACCUGGCCCACUAUAAACCAAGAGCGCUACCAGAGAUGCUUGAAAGCCGGCGUUAUAAUCACAGGCCACCUCAUUGUGCAUGAGCGCUACCAGAGAUGCCUGAAAGCCGGCGUUAUAAUCACAGGCCACCUCAUUGUGCACGUAAUCAUCCCGGGUAUCAUUGUACCCGUCUUUCACAUCGGGACCACCUACCAGUGCGCCGGUAAGGGUAUGCGGGUUAGGGCCGGGAUUAUUAAACGCAUAGCUGUCGCAAACCACCGGCGGCACGUGAGCACCGGCCGAUUUAUCGUCCCACCCGAAGCCGCCCGAGUGGUCCAACUGUUUGGUAAACUCUUUGAAGUGUUUGUCCACUUCGGCCUUAUAAUGGCUAUCAUUGGUAGCCCUGAGCAGCCACGUGGCCGCCCAGGCCAACUCAUCGCCAUAGCCUGA